Messenger RNA from Glycine soja, 663 nucleotides. Its product is annotated as protein MAIN-LIKE 1-like. The record is from RefSeq and is a predicted model, not a curated record. The transcript is spliced from 2 exons. Gene Ontology annotation, biological process: meristem development; meristem maintenance. Bases 1 to 663 code for a protein of 220 amino acids. NCBI's taxonomy places the organism in Eukaryota, Viridiplantae, Streptophyta, Magnoliopsida, Fabales, Fabaceae.
AUGACAGAGAGACCUGAGGAUGUGCCUCAAUUGCAUGAGGAUGUUCCUUAUGUGUCUAAUGCCACCCCAGAGAUAACAGGCGCCGCCGAUGCUGUUCAGACAGAGGGAGUGGCUAUUGAUGGGAGCUUAGGGUCACCUACUGCAAAUGAGGGUUUCCCCGGUGGACCACGCGACCCAUCGAUUUUGACCGAUUUUGUUGAGCAUGUCGCACACAGCAUCUGGAGUGGACGGGAACGACCCGAUCUGAAGUUGGUCUCCCACGGUAGAAAAGUAAAUAAAAUUGGGAGACCAGCGCCUGAGAUCGAAGGGUUGAUUGUUGGCACCGGAUUGAGUCCACUGAUCAGGUGUUUUGUUAUCACCACUGAUCCUGGACUGAUAUCCGCCUUCGUCGAGAGGUGGCAUCGCGAGACUAGCACGUUCCACCUGCCAGUAGGCGAGUUGACGAUCACGUUGGAUGACGUGGCGUCACUCCUACACCUUCCCAUCACUGGCGCGCUACAUACGUUCGAGCCGCUUGUUACUUCAGAUGCCAUUCGUCUACUGACGGAGCUUCUUGAGGUCAGUCAUGAGGAGGCUACAUUUGAGACCCGACAGGCUGGUGGGCCUCAUGUCCGGUUGGGGUGGCUUCGAGACUUGUAUCAGAGCCAGUGUAGGACCAGAUGA